AUGGAUGUGUCCAAGGAUUGGAUGGAUACACCACGUCAUGAAAAAGAAUAUCAACUCGGUGUAGAAAAGUUUUUACACUUUGCUUUUUUAUCACCGGGAAUUCCUCAAGGGGAAGAAACUCAAUGCCCAUGUGCAAAGUGUUGUAAUAGACUUUGGUUAAGGAGAGAUGUCGUGUAUGACCAUCUAAUAUGCAAUGGAUUCGUAAAAGGUUACAGGCGGUGGUUUAAUCAUGGGGAAUCACUUGUUGCUAUGGAUGUUGACAGUGACACAGAUGAGGAAUAUAACUGCAAUGAUAACAUUGAUGAGUUGUUACGUGAUAGAUUCAGAGAUACUACACAAGUUGAUGGACAUAACAUGGGGCCUAACGAAGGUGCAAAAGAAUUUUAUAAAUUGGUAGACGAGGCAAGCCAAGAACUAUACCCUGGAUGUAAAGGAUUCACAAGAUUAUCCUUUACCAUCCGUCUUUACUUGUUAAAAUGCUUGCAUGGUUGGAGUAAUGCGUCGUUCACUUCUCUCUUAGAAUUAUUGAAAGAAGGAAUGCCACGUUUGAAUAUUCCUACUUCUUUUGAUAAAACGAAGAAUAUGGUGAAGAAUUUGAGUCUUGACUACCAAAAGAUCGAUGCAUGUCGUAAUGAUUGCAUGUUGUAUCGGAACGGGCAUGAGAAUGACUCAUCUUGUCAUGUCUGUGGAACAUCCCGUUAUAUUGAGCAUUAUGUAGAAGAGGACGAUGCUACCUCAUCUAAAAAGCCUCGUAAAGUUGCUACAAAAACUCUAAGGCAUUUCCCCCUGAUUCCCAGACUUCAAAGGCUUUUUAUGUGCACAAUGACGGUUGAAGCUAUGUCUUGGCAUCAUAAUGAACGUGUUAAAGAUGGGUCGUUAAGGCAUCCUGCCGAUGGUGAAUCUUGGAAAGCAUUUGACAGUCGACAUGAAGAUUUUGCAAAGGAGCCUCGUAAUGUGAGACUUGGCUUAGCAAGCGACGGAUUCAAUCCGUUUCGAACUUUGAGUAGUACACAUAGUACAUGGCCUGUUAUUCUGAUGGUGUAUAAUCUACCCCCUUGGAUGAGAAUGAAGCCUGAUUAUUUUAUGCUCUCUUUACUCAUUCAUGGCCCAUAA
Arachis ipaensis is the source of this 1113-nucleotide messenger RNA. The record is from RefSeq and is a predicted model, not a curated record. NCBI's taxonomy places the organism in Eukaryota, Viridiplantae, Streptophyta, Magnoliopsida, Fabales, Fabaceae.